AUGACAAGAGCUCUCAUUUUCCGCCGGGGUGAAGAGAAAGGCACACAGGGGACAAAGGAUACUUCCAACACGGAGGAUAAGUGCUGCUGCCUGUUGCUCAUCCUGGUUGUCAUCCUCGCCGCGGUACAGUCCAAGCGAGUGGAACAUGGUCUACGGAAGGGUCAUCUCCGAGUAUCUGAUUUUUCCUCAGGGAGGAGGGGGCCCCUCGCAGUGGUGGAAGUUAUAAAUCGUUGGAGCGUUCCUUUGGAGGGGAAGCAAAAAAAGGGGAAGGGAAAAAAUUUCCCAAACUUCUUAUCCUUUCUGAAUGGCGCGAUAAGGAGACCCCCCGAGUGGCGGCUGCGUCAGGAAGGGGGCCAAUGCGGCUCCAGUGCAUGUGGGGGAUGCGGUUGUCCGAAGACGGCGCACAGUGGAGAUGUAAUACCCAAAGAGGGGGAGAAAAUCCUUUACCUUGUAAGUCCCAGAGGUUUCUGCAAAGGGGUCAGCAGAGCGGUUGAAACGGUGGAGGAGUGUCUUCGAAUGUUUAAGCCACCAAUAUAUGUAAAGCAUAAAAUCGUUCACAACGACUUUGUGUGUAAGAAGUUGGAAGAGAAGGGAGCAAUCUUUAUUGAAGACGUGAAUGAAGUGCCCGAUGGAAAUAUUUUAAUUUAUUCAGCCCAUGGAAUUAGCCCACAAAUUAGAGAACUUGCAAAAAAAAAAAAACUCAUCGAAAUUGAUGCGACGUGUCCUUUAGUUAACAAAGUACAUGUAUAUGUUCAGAUGAAAGCAAAGGAAGGAUACAAAAUUAUACUCAUCGGUUAUAAAAACCAUGUGGAGGUAGUCGGUACCUUUAACGAAGCGCCAGACUGUACUUACGUAGUGGAAAAUAUAAAUCAAAUAGAAGACUUACCAUUCUCGGACAAGGACAAACUGUUUUAUGUCACCCAGACUACGUUAAGUAUGGAUGACUGCGCUUUAAUUAUAAAGAGACUAAAGGAGAAAUUUCCAAACAUUGAAACAAUUCCAAGUGGAUCCAUAUGCUAUGCCACUACGAACAGACAAACGGCAUUGAAUCAGAUUUGUAAGGAGUGCGAUCUUACUAUCGUUGUUGGAAGUCAGUCAUCGUCGAACGCAAAAAAAUUAGUGUACUCCUCACAGCUGCGGAACACUCCUGCUGUGUUGAUGAACAGUGUAGAAGAUUUUGAUUUUUCCUCCCUGCGAGAUGUUAAGAAGAUUGCCCUUACCUCCGCUGCUUCCACUCCUGAGGAACUGACACAGAAGUUUGUUGAUGUGCUCACGAAAGAGCCUUACGGAUACACGUUGCGCCUGUUCGAGCCUGUCCAGGAGAACGUCCCCAAGUGGAAGCUGCCCAAGAAUUUGAUGGGCCUUAUCGAAGAACGCAGGAAGGAGCAGGACGAGCAGACGUGA
Molecule: messenger RNA, 1404 nt
Organism: Plasmodium fragile
Lineage: Eukaryota; Apicomplexa; Aconoidasida; Haemosporida; Plasmodiidae
Product: 4-hydroxy-3-methylbut-2-enyl diphosphate reductase
Exons: 2
Coding region: 1-1404 (467 amino acids)
Biological process (GO): isopentenyl diphosphate biosynthetic process, methylerythritol phosphate pathway; dimethylallyl diphosphate biosynthetic process
Molecular function (GO): metal ion binding; 4-hydroxy-3-methylbut-2-enyl diphosphate reductase activity
Source: RefSeq, a predicted model, not a curated record